CUCUUCUCUGGGUUACACCCCGGAGCAGCUCCUCCCAAGCUCCAGGAACCCAAUGCUUGCUUUCACAGUAAUAGCCUUAAGUAGCCCUGGCCAGGAUGCUAGGGGUUAAAAGAAUCUGCGGACAGCAUCGAAGUCAGGAAUGCUCCCUGGUCCACUUUUGCUUUGAGUUUUAGGUAGCCGUUCUCCUCUCUGGUGUGGUUGGAAGAAGAGCCUCCCGCCCCAGCUGUCCCUUCCGAGCGGGCCUCGGUGUCUGGGCUAUCUAGACGGAGCUGCCAUUUCCACCUGGAGGUCUGGGUCUAUUGCUCACAGGGCCUCUGCACAGGCUGGGACUGCCAGCUAGGCCAGGAGACCUGGCAGCUGCGGACUCCCCAGCUCGGAGCAGCCCCUCUUUGACCUCGCAUGGUGGAGAAGCAGCCCCAUGAAGGUGCCUAGCCAUGCAAUGUUCCUGGAAGGCCGUCCUCCUCCUUGCCCUGGCCUCCAUCGCCAUACAGUACACCGCCAUUCGCACCUUCACCGCCAAGUCCUUCCACACCUGCCCGGGGCUGGCGGAGGCGGGGCUGGCCGAGCGGCUUUGCGAGGAGGGCCCCACCUUCGCCUACAACCUCUCGCGCAAGACCCACAUCCUCAUCCUGGCCACCACGCGCAGCGGCUCCUCCUUCGUGGGCCAGCUCUUCAACCAGCACCUGGACGUCUUCUACCUGUUCGAGCCCCUCUAUCACGUCCAGAACACGCUCAUCCCCCGCUUUACCCAGGGCAAGAGCCCCGCGGACCGGCGGGUCAUGCUGGGCGCCAGCCGCGACCUCCUGAGGAGCCUCUAUGACUGUGACCUCUACUUCUUGGAGAACUACAUCAAGCCGCCGCCCGUCAACCACACCACCGACAGGAUCUUCCGCCGCGGGGCCAGCAGGGUGCUGUGCUCCCGCCCCGUGUGCGACCCCCCGGGCUCCCCCGAACUGGUGCUGGAGGAGGGGGACUGCGUGCGCAAGUGUGGCCUGUUGAACUUGACGGUGGCUGCUGAGGCCUGUCGCGAGCGCAGCCACGUGGCCAUCAAGACGGUGCGGGUGCCCGAGGUUAACGACCUGCGGGCCCUGGUUGAAGACCCCCGGUUAAACCUCAAGGUCAUCCAGCUGGUCCGAGACCCGCGCGGCAUCCUGGCCUCCCGCAGCGAGACGUUCCGCGACACCUACCGCCUGUGGCGCCUCUGGUAUGGCACCGGGAGGAAGCCCUACAACCUGGAUGUGACGCAGCUGACCACGGUGUGCGAGGACUUCUCCAACUCCGUGUCCACCGGCCUCAUGCGGCCCCCGUGGCUCAAGGGCAAGUACAUGUUGGUGCGCUAUGAGGACCUGGCCAGGAACCCCAUGAAGAAGACCGAGGAGAUCUACGGUUUCCUGGGGAUCCCCCUGGACAGCCAUGUGGCCCACUGGAUCCAGAACAACACGCGGGGUGACCCCACCUUGGGCAAGCACAAAUACGGCACCGUGCGAAACUCGGCGGCCACGGCCGAGAAGUGGCGCUUCCGCCUCUCCUACGACAUUGUGGCCUUCGCCCAGAACACUUGCCAGCGGGUGCUGGCGCAGCUGGGCUACAAGAUGGCCACGUCGGAGGAGGAGCUCAAGAACCCCUCCAUCAGUCUGGUGGAGGAGCGGGACUUCCGCCCUUUCUCGUGACGAGGGCUCCGUGGGCGGGGGUGAGGGGCACAUGGUGUCAGUUUUGAUAAAAUGGACCGUUUUUAACUGUUGCCUUAUUUCCCCCUCCCUCUCCCGCCCGGUCUUUGUGUCCUUCCUGCCCCCCGA
Messenger RNA from Neomonachus schauinslandi (Hawaiian monk seal), 1796 nucleotides. RefSeq names its product carbohydrate sulfotransferase 1 (gene CHST1). NCBI's taxonomy places the organism in Eukaryota, Metazoa, Chordata, Mammalia, Carnivora, Phocidae. Gene Ontology annotation, biological process: keratan sulfate proteoglycan metabolic process; N-acetylglucosamine metabolic process; carbohydrate metabolic process. The transcript is spliced from 4 exons. Bases 435 to 1670 code for a protein of 411 amino acids. The record is from RefSeq and is a predicted model, not a curated record. Gene Ontology annotation, cellular component: Golgi membrane. Gene Ontology annotation, molecular function: N-acetylglucosamine 6-O-sulfotransferase activity; keratan sulfotransferase activity.